Galleria mellonella (greater wax moth) is the source of this 762-nucleotide messenger RNA. RefSeq lists its product as uncharacterized. The record is from RefSeq and is a predicted model, not a curated record. The transcript has a single exon. Lineage: Eukaryota; Metazoa; Arthropoda; Insecta; Lepidoptera; Pyralidae. The coding region runs from base 1 to 762 and encodes 253 amino acids.
AUGAAUAGCUCGUUGCAGCAACUGUUUGAUAGUUUAAAAAUGGAAAUGGAAAAACAAACGGAACAAAUUCACGAUUCUGUGACUAAAACAUUAACUGAAACUUUGGAAGAUAAGUUAAAGCCUUUACAAGAAGAAAAUUCAUUACUAAAAAUAAAAAUACAUCAAUUGGAGGAAAAAAUAAGCAUUUUAGAGAAACAACAGAGAAAGAAUAACGUAAUAUUAUUUAACUUGGAAGAAAAGGAAAAUUCUAACAUAGAACUGGUCGAUAACAUCAAAAAAAUACUUUAUAAAGAUUUAAAAAUUACUUUGGAAGACCAUGAAAUUAAUAAAAUACAUAGAAUAGGGAAAAAAAGAAUCGAUGACACAAAAGCAAGACCAGUAUUAAUUUCGUUUGUAACCGAAAGGAAGAAAAUAGAAGUUAUGAAAAAUAAAAAAGAAUUACAGAAUGUUUAUAUUACAGAAGAUUAUCCAAAAAAUGUACUUAAUAAAAGGAAAGAAUUGCAAGCGCAAGUAGCGGAAGAACGAAAGAAAGGUAAUAUUGUAUACAUAAAAUAUGAUAAAUUAGUCACAAGCAAAGGUGGAAAAUAUAUAAAUAAUAAAAAAAGAAUGCUUUCAACCUCGCCAGUCGAUGAAGGACAACCAAGAAAACAGCAAAUUGUGCACCAAUCCAAGGCAGGAAGAAAUGCCUUUGAAGUAAUGAGAAGGGGAUCCAAUUCAUCUCCUUCAAGUUCUAAGGCAGUUAGCAUGGAUAAUUCGGCAUAG